Messenger RNA from Phytophthora sojae, 657 nucleotides. RefSeq lists its product as hypothetical. Lineage: Eukaryota; Oomycota; Peronosporomycetes; Peronosporales; Peronosporaceae. The transcript is spliced from 2 exons. Bases 1 to 657 code for a protein of 218 amino acids. The record is from RefSeq and is a predicted model, not a curated record.
AUGUCCGCGUCGGGACGGAAGGCGUGCUCCAAGUACUGCACGGGCGCGAGUCUGGAGUCUGGCCGUUCGGUCGCCCGUGCCAAGCUUGUCGCCAAGGUGGUGUGGACGCUGACGUCCCUGAUCAUGUUCUCGGCGUUCUACGCCGUGCUGUUCAUCUACGAAGUCGUCGAGUGGGUCUGCCAGGGCGUGGCCAGCGUGUUCGCCGAAGUCGUGGUCUUCGAUUGCUGGUUCGCCUCCGAGGAGGGCGAGCAGGCAAUAGUGACUAACUACUGGUUGCUUGUGGUGAACGUUUGGGUUGCGCUGGUAUGCAUAACCAGCAAGUUGUGGAGGCUCUACGAGGCGUCGGCAGGCGAGCAUUCGCCACUGACUAUGGCCACGGAGGGCUACGCUGCGUGGUGCGCGGCUCUCGAGGAGCAGGAGCAGGCUGAGCGUCUAAGUGAGGCAUUCUGGAGGAUGGACGGCGGGGGCAAUGCGCCGAGAGUGCAGGUGCGGACGCGAAGUGGAUUGCAGGCCGAACGGAGGGUCUUGCAAGCAAGGAGAGAAGUGGAUCAAGCUGCGUGCGCUCGGCGAGGACGCCGAGAUGCAGUCGGGGAGGAUGUCCCGAGUCGGAGCGGCUCGGACCGUUCCAACUCUGUGUGGGCGACGAUGAGUGCCUGA